AUGAAAGGACAACAAGCAUUACAACAUACAUUACUUGUUAAAGUAUUAGUAGAUAAUGGAGAUAAUCUAAGAGAAACUGUUGAAAAGCCGUCAACACCCUGUUCACAAUAUGACCUAAGUCAACUUUGGCAAUUGAGAAGACCGACAGGUUAUUUGCUUAAUGGAAGCUGGAACUUCAGAAAUUGUGUUGGUAUUCAACAAAAGAAAUACAACAAGUGCUUAAUGGACAAGCGAUUGUACAUGAUUGGCGAUUCUACUAUAAGAUAUUGGUUUUCCAGUAUUGUUAAGCGUUUUGAAUGUUCUCUUACAACAGAAAAGUGGCAAACCAAAUAUUGGCAUAAAAUGACAGAGUGUUAUAACAAGAAACUUAAUUUCAAAGCAGGGUGGUACCCGCAUGCGCAGCCAUUUUAUGUUGGUGGCAGUUGGGAAAAUAUUCGUUACACGUCAUAUUCAACGUCUCGGCUUAUAGACAAUAUACCCAAAAACGAACGUGCAAUAAUAGUUAUUCAUUUAUUUGUGCAUUUUAUAGCAUUUCAUCAUAGUGUGUUUAAGCAAAGAAUGGUUAUUAUACGUCUUAGUAUUGAAAGAUUGUUUCUCAGGAAUAAAAAUGCAAUUGUUAUGAUAAAAGGUCCUCAUACGUUUACCCAAUCCUCAGCUAAUGUUGUCAGACUUUGUGAUUAUUUUGGGUUUUUAUAUAGCAAAAUAAUGUAUGAAGUAUUUGACGGGUUAUUUGACCGAAUAGUUUUACUGAACAACAAAGACAUAACUAUUGCGAUGCAUAAUAAAUACAUUCAUCCGCGAGAAGAUAUUGUGAAUUACAUGGUAGACCAAAUGUUAAAUUUUGCUUGUGUUAAUGAGGUGGACUGGUAAUCGUCAGAAUAGAUAUAUGGGGGAAAUGCUCGAUAAUUGUAUGAUAUAAUGAAAUAUACAGAAGAUAAUAAUAUACCAGAUUAAACAGUGAUGAUAAAUUUUGAAAAAGCUUAAAUUAAUACUUUUACAUCUAUUGAGAAAUGUCUAUCAUAUUUUCAUUUUGGUCCAAGGUGAACAUGGAUAUGUUUGUUUCUGAACAAAAAAGAAGCUUCUCCUGUGUUUAAGCGAAGAUAGAGUUUUAUUCAAAACAAUCAAAAUGUC
This is a messenger RNA of Ruditapes philippinarum (Manila clam), 1131 nucleotides long. Its product is annotated as NXPE family member 4-like. The transcript is spliced from 3 exons. The record is from RefSeq and is a predicted model, not a curated record. The coding region runs from base 1 to 870 and encodes 289 amino acids. NCBI's taxonomy places the organism in Eukaryota, Metazoa, Mollusca, Bivalvia, Venerida, Veneridae.